AUGGCGGAGACCAUGACUGACCAUCUGCUCCACUCCCUGGAAGGGCUGCUGCCUAAAGAAUUUGCAAAAUUCAAGUAUAAACUGAAAAACACCGACCUGAAACCCCGGAUCCCAUGGGGGCACCUGCACGAGGAGAUCACGCCCGUGCAAUUGGCCGACCUGCUGCUGAGCCACUAUGGGCAGAGCACUGCCGUGCUGCUCACCCUGCACAUCCUCAGGAAAAUGAACCAGAACCUGCUGGCCGAACAGCUACACAGGGCCCUCGUCCAAGAACUUCUGUCAGACUGGUGGCAGGAGCCCAGCCUGACCCGGACCAAGCAGGCUCCAGCAGGCGCCGGCCAGGGCAGCACGAUCCGCAGAAACGCCAGCUCGGCUGGGCAGCUGCAGAACCUCUGCGGGUCCGUGCGGCUGCGAGAGAACCUGCAGGGCUCAGGCAAGAAGCGCCCCAAGAGCCUGGAGUCCAGUAUCCCUUGGGGGGACAAGGAGCCUGCCCACUACCUUCCGCUUCUGAUGCAGGGGAGAAGGGAAAAGAAGACCAGCAGCGCCCCUGCAGGGAAAAGUGGAAUGACCGGUCCGGUGGCCCUCAGUGUGGCGGUCCCUCCAUCUUCAGGGAGGCCACAGGACAGGGUGGUGUGUUCACUCUGCCACACCCAGGAAGGAGACCCGAGUGCACAUGAAACUGGCGGCUGCCCCUGGUGCCAGGCUUCGCUCCCAGGGAAGAGGGGGCCGGGACAUGAGCCGCAGGAGAACCCAACGGUGACCAGCCUGAGCCCCAAGAUACUGCCACAAUGUGAGCACCACCUGAGACAGGCCCAGCUACUGCUCUGUGAGGACCACAGGGAGCCCAUCUGUCUCAGCUGCAGCCUGAGUCUGGGCCACCGGGGCCACCGCAUCUGCCUUACUAAUGAGGCAGCCCAGGGGUACAAGGAGCAAAUUCAGAAGCAGCUGGAACAUCUGAAGGAGCCGAGAAAAUCCGGAGAGGAGCAGAGAUCCCAAGGGGAUAAGAAGAAAAUCCCCUUCCUGAAAGCCACAGAAGACAAGAAGCAGAAGCUGCGGUGCCAGCUGAAGAGGCUGUGCCGGUUCCUGGAGCAGCAGGAGCAGCUCUUUGUGGCCUGGCUGGAGGACCUGGGCCAGGACAUCGACCAGCUCCGGGGCGCCUACAGCACCCGCGCACCCAAGGACACCCUCCUCGAGGAGCAGGCCAGGGAGCUGGAGGCCGCGCAAUGCCAGUGGGCACUCAUGCAGGACAUCAGAGGCACCCAGCACAGGGCUCAGAGUCUGCAUAUCCCUGAGCUGUGGGCCGCCUCUCCGGACAUAAAGGAAAAGCUUCCCCAGAAACCUGAAUUCAUGGACAGGAGGAUGAAGCAGUUCUCAGAAACCCUGCAUUCCGGGAUGGAGCCCCUCAGCGCUGACGUGACUCUGGACAUAGAAACUGCCCUCCCCAACCUCAUCCUCUCAGAUGGCCUCAGGAGUGUGAUGCUGGGCCAGAAGGGGGGCCUUCUGCCUGCCCACACGGAAGGGUCGGAUGCCUACAUCAUCACCCCGCACUCCCCCAGCUCCUCCGGCUGCCAUUACUGGGACGCGCGGGAGCUGGUCAGCCUGUACCUGGAGCGGCGCCAGCCCGUCAGGGGCGCGGGGAGUAGCCGCCGGGUUGUCGUCCUUUCCGCAGAGCCACGGAGAGCGUGGCUGCCGACAGCCCAGCCUCCCGCCGGCCUCGCGCCCACCGCCCCGAGGAACUCCGUCAGGCGGCCGCGAGCCUCCGCUUCCCCGGGGCCGACCGCGGGCUCCGACCGGGGAGACCAGGCUUCGCACCGGAAGCCCAGGCCGGAUGUGACGUCGCGGCAGCCCGGCGCCCGACUCCCAGCAGGCACCGCGCCCUCGCCGGUCUCUUCAACUGACGGCGGCACUCUCCAGUGGUCGCGCGGAGCCCGCGAGGACACUCGGAAGGGCGAGGGGAGAGAUCGGCUCCACGCGCCGCUUUCGGGGCUCGGGCUCCCCGCCAGCGCCGAUCGCCGGCGGCCCCGAGAGGUGAGGCGCCCCGCGGGCUGGCUCCCGGCCGAGGCGGGCGGUGGAGAGCGGAACGUGGGCCGCCGCCGGCGGGGCCGCAGGCCGGGCGCUGCGGAGAAGGUGCCCGGGGGCAGCGGCGGCGGCCCCGGGUGA
Molecule: messenger RNA, 2160 nt
Organism: Sorex fumeus (smoky shrew)
Lineage: Eukaryota; Metazoa; Chordata; Mammalia; Eulipotyphla; Soricidae
Gene: MEFV
Product: MEFV innate immunity regulator, pyrin
Exons: 11
Coding region: 1-2160 (719 amino acids)
Molecular function (GO): zinc ion binding
Source: RefSeq, a predicted model, not a curated record